Messenger RNA from Penaeus chinensis, 8557 nucleotides. RefSeq names its product A disintegrin and metalloproteinase with thrombospondin motifs 9-like (gene AdamTS-A). Gene Ontology annotation, biological process: proteolysis; extracellular matrix organization. The record is from RefSeq and is a predicted model, not a curated record. The transcript has 24 exons. Gene Ontology annotation, molecular function: metalloendopeptidase activity; zinc ion binding. Gene Ontology annotation, cellular component: extracellular matrix. Bases 65 to 4291 code for a protein of 1408 amino acids. NCBI's taxonomy places the organism in Eukaryota, Metazoa, Arthropoda, Malacostraca, Decapoda, Penaeidae.
GGCCGCAGCCCCCCACCACCGCACGCGUCGUUUCCUGUACUCGCGGCGGUACACCAUCGAGGUCAUGGUAGUGAUCGACGGCAAGAUGGCGCGCUACCAUGGGAAGCAUGUCGACCAGUACGUGCUCACGCUCAUGUCGGUGGUGGCCCUGAUCUUCCGCGACGCGAGCAUCGGCAACCGCAUCGACAUCGCCGUGGUGGAGGUCCUGCGUCCGGAGCGGCAGUCGUUCGUGCCGAAGCUGUACAACGAUAACAACGCUGAGUCGAUGGGCAAGUCGGCCGAGGAGAUGCUCAAGAUGUUCUGCAAGUGGCAGAAGCAGGGACUCAAGUACAACACCAACCACCCGAGGCGAUACGACACGGCGCUGCUGCUGACGAGGGAGAACAUCUGCCGCAACCCGUGGACCAAGAGCUGCGACACGCUGGGCCUGGCGGAGCUGGGCACCAUGUGCUCCAAGCACUCGUCCUGCUCCAUCGUGCAGGACAACGGCCUCUCGGCGGCCUUCACCAUCGCGCACGAGCUGGGACACCUGCUCAACAUGCCGCAUGACAACGACGACAAAUGCAAGCUGAUCCGAGGCUCCAAAGAUGACAGUCACCGCAUGAAUGUCAUGAGUCGCAUGCUGGACCACAACACGCUGCCGUGGGUCUGGUCGAACUGCUCCAGACACAUCCUGACGGAGUACCUCAACGGCGGCCACGGGCAGUGCCUGGAGGAGGAGGCGUGGACCAACAAGCUGGUGGAGGAGAAGACGGAGCUGACGCUGGCCGGCGAGCUCUUCAACGCCAGCAAGCAGUGUCAGUACGUCUUCGGGAAGUCGGCCAAGAUCUGCCCCCACAUGCCUCCGUGCAAGCGGCUGUGGUGCACGACGGCGAUGGACGAGAAGGAGGGCUGCCGGACGCAGCACAUGCCGUGGGCCGACGGCACCGUGUGCGAGGCGGGCAAGUGGUGCAUCAGGGGCAAGUGCGUCGACAAGAACAAGGGCGCCAUGAAGAAGGUGGACGGGCAGUGGGGCGACUGGCUGCCGUGGAGCGCCUGUUCGCGCACGUGCGGCGUGGGCGUGCAGCGGUCGGAGCGGCGCUGCGACUAUCCGAAGCCCCAGUACGGCGGCCGCUACUGCACGGGCGAGCGCGUGCGGUACGAGUCCUGCAUCAUGAGGCCGUGCUCUUCCGGCGCCAUCGACUUCCGCACCCAGCAGUGCCAGGCGUAUAACAACAAGAACUUCGGUUUGUCGGACAUUCCCGAAGACGUGAAGUGGAUUCCCAAAUAUGCCAGCAUCCCGCGCGAGGACAGCUGCAAGCUCUUCUGCCAGGUCUACAACAACAGCCGCACGUACUUCCAGCUCCGGGAGAAGGUGGAGGACGGGACGCCGUGCGGGCCGGACACCUACGACAUCUGCGUGAACGGCGAGUGCCGCGUCGCCGGCUGCGACUACGUGCUCAACUCUACGGCCAAAGCGGACAGCUGCGGCGUGUGCAACGGCGAUAACUCCACGUGCAAGGUCACCUCGGGCUCCAUCGACGAGAGUCGUCGCUACGGCUACUCCGACAUCGUGGUCGUGCCCGAGGGCGCCGCCAUGGUCGACGUCACGCAGAGGUCGUUCAACGAGCAGGCGGCGGAUGACAAUUACCUGGCGCUUGUGGACUUGGAAACAGGCGAGUACCUCCUGAACGGCCACUGGGUCGUGACGCCGUUCCAAAAGCUGGUGGAGUUCGGCGGCACCUUGAUAGAGUACACGGGGUCCAACUCCGGCACGGAAAGGAUCAACUCCACUAAACCUUUGCAGAAAAGACUGCUCGUGCAGAUCUUAUCUGUAGGGAAUCUUAGCCCUCCUUACGUCAGGUAUAGCUAUACAAAGUCGAACUUAUUAACUUCGCCGAACUAUUAUUGGAGAUUAGGUGAAUGGAGCAACUGCACGGAACCAUGCAUUGGCGAGCGGCACAAGUCGGCCUACUGCGUCCGAGCCGACACGGGCGAGGGGACCAUCGACGAGAUGUGCCUCGCCCACCCGCGCCCCGCCACCCUCACCGAGUCCUGCGCCCACACCUGCCCCGCCAGCUGGACAUACAAGGAGUGGUCUGCGUGCGGGCUGAGCGGCGACACGUGCCUGCGCCGGCGCGAGGUGGUGGGCUGCGUCUCGAGCCUCGGCAGCAGCGUGGAGGCGGAGCGCUGCGAGGAGGACCAGCAGGCGACGGAGGAAGUGUGCCCCCGCGAGGAGUGCCCCGUCUGGCAGUACCACGAGUGGUCUCCGUGCAAGUGCUUGAGCGGCGAGGCGAGCGGUGAGCGGCGGCGCCUGUACUCCUGUCGGCUGCGCGACCGACCCAUCUCGGAGUGGGAGUGCGCGCAGCUGGAGGCGCCGAAGGACACCGGCAACUGCUCCUGCUGGUACGCCGAGGGAUGGAGCUCGCUGGGCGGGCCGCACGCCGGCUACGACAACUCGGUGGGCGGCGAGCACCACGACAAGCGGCGGCGGCAGCACCCGCGCCACCGCCACCCGCCGCCCGACGACGCCAACGACAUCCCCAACGCCCUGCCCAGCGCCGGCCUCGACGACAAGGACUUCCUGGACAACCGCGUGGACGGCGGCGGCCACCGCUACGACGCGCGGCGCGGCAAGGACCGCGGCCACGGCGGCCAGCAGCCGUGGCACCGGCCGCGCGUCUCGCACAGGGGCCAGCACCACAGCAGCGAGGAGGAGAGCAACAGCGUCGUGCAGGAGUACGACCCCAACAGGCGCUACAAGAACAAGAACAACUGGCAGACCGGCGACUGGGGCAGGUGUUCCCGUGACUGCGGCGGAGGGCAGAAGAGGCGGCAGGUGGUGUGCCUGGGCCCGGAGGAGACGUGCCCGCUGGAGGAGAAGCCCGCCGACGUCGCCUCCUGCAACAGCGAGAUCUGCACCGAGUGGUCGACGGGCGGCUGGGGCCACUGCCACACGCGGCGGCCCCGCUGCGGGCGCGGCACGCAGCAGCGGCUGGUGGUGUGCCGCGCCGUGGACGGCGUGGAGCUGCCGGAGGAGCGGUGCCACCAGGAGGACCGGCCGACGCACGUGCGCCCCUGCAAGACGCCGUGCCACAAGGCCAACGGGCGCGGGCAGCGCUACCGCUGGAAGGCCGGCGAUUGGUCCACGUGCUCGGAGGAGUGUGGCCGCGGUAUCAAACAGCGCGAAAUUACCUGUGUAGACACGGGGGUGAACAUAAAUCACGGAGGUGUCUUGUCAGGGGAAGUGCAGGUUCAUAGCGAUUACUGCUUGCGGGAGGGCCUGUCCAAGCCCAAGGAGAAAAGGGGCUGUAACACGCAGCCCUGCUCCUUCCGCUGGGCCUCGUCCGCGUGGUCUGAGUGCUCCAAGUGGUGCGACGCCGGCCUGCAGCUCAGGGACGUCGCCUGCCACACCGUCAACGCCCUCGGCUGGAUGGACCCGGAGCCCGUGGCGCAGGGCUGCAACGAGCGCAAGCGGGCGCGCAACUCCCGCAAGUGCAACCUGGGCGACUGCGCAGGAGGCUUCUUCUGGAGGGUCAGGCCGUGGAAGCCGUGCCAAGCAUCCUGCGGCCAGAAGGGACGGCAGAGGAGGAGCAUUUACUGCGUCGACGCCAACGAGCAGAAGACGAGGCGGUCGAUGUGCCCCAAGGAGCACAGGCCCAAGCGGAGGCAGAAGUGCACCGCGAGGCCGUGCGGAUUCACCACAUGUGCCGAGGCUAGAGAGGCCCUCCAGGUGACGGUGGACGGCGAGUACUCCCUCCUGGUGGCCGGCAAGAACAUGAGCAUCUUCUGCCUCGGGAUGAACUCCACCAGCCCCACGGAGUACCUCACGCUGCCCGCGGGGGAGGAAGGAAACUUCGCAGAGAUGUACAAUAAGAUCCUGUUCAACCCCGAGACGUGUCCCCACGAGGGCAAGCGCCGCUCCGACUGCGACUGCGAGAGCGACGAGAGCGACCGGUCGGGCUACACGGCCUUCAGCAGGAUUCGCCUCAACACCACGUCCCUCUCCGUGGAUGCGUACGACUUCACCUUCGCGCGAGCCGUGGAGGGGCGCCGCCUCGUGCCCUACGGAGAGGCGGGCGACUGCUACAGCAAGGCCAAGUGCCCCCAGGGAGGCUUCUCCAUCAACCUGGCGGGGACGGCGCUGGCGGUCUCCCCCAGGACCACGUGGCUCAGGAAGGGCAGCCACGCGGCGCACUGGAUCAACAGAUUAGAUGAUAACCAGAGAAUCCUCGGGCGGUGCGGAGGAUACUGCGGCACGUGCACCCCCGACCCGUCCAUCGGCAUCAAGCUGGGUCUGAGGGACGGUUGACCCCCAGACCGCGUAGAGGCUCUGAGAAGGAUCAAAUACUACUUCUAAGGUGUUAUAUGGGUUCGUGCUCGUGUGUGUCGCGUCCUCUGCGGAGAAGAAAAGGGGAAUAAAAUGAGUGAAAAAAAAGUAAAAACGACGAUUCAAGUUGCUCAUUACGAGAGAGAGAGACUUCUUGGGGCGAUGAAACGUCCAGAAGGUUCCUGAUAUUGUGCUCUAAAAGAAGGACGUUUCUAGAGCGCCGAAAAACGCAGGAUCUGUUACCUUCAAGGCAUCUUCCCUUAACUGAAUGCUGCAAACAGAAAGCAAUAUAAACAGUGAGGUGUACUUGUAAACAAAGACAAUGAAAUUUAGAUGUAAGGCAACUUUUAGUGUAGCAGAAGUAAGACAAUAACAACCAAAUAUUUAAACACUGCCAUUAUGUUACAUGUAUGUAUUAAAAAAAGUAAUAAUGAUGAUAAUAAUGAUAAUAAAAGAUCUAUGGAGAAAUCGCAUUGAUCUUAUAGCUCUCUUGUGUAAUAAAAGUGAUUCUGGAACACAGUCGCAGGAAUGCAUUCAAGGCAAAGAAAGAUCCCUUAAAAAACAAGCAAAACAAAAGAAGAAAGCAGGGUGGGGGAAUCAUUACCUUCUGGCACACACCAGCCUUCCUCUGAUCUCAAGAUAAAGGAAAGGGAGAGUGUAACUAACCUCCGCUUUACGGUAGUACGGUUAUGUAAAAUUCGGAAGACUGACAAAGGGAAAUUUUCCGUAAAUAUAAAAGCAUGUCCAGAUUACUAGUAUGAGAUAGUUUAUACUAGACAGUCGAGAUGUUUUAGGUAUGUUGUCACAAAGUUAGACUCAUUGUUUUAUCUUUGUCUUCAGCCAUAUUAAUGCAGCGCACUAAAGCACAAUCACAUACAUUUAGCCAAGUGCGCUUUUGAACAUCAGUAAAGAAAACACAAAGAUUACAGGCUUUUAGGAAAAGAGUAAUUCCUAAGAUGACUUACAGAGCAAAUUAAGGAAUACAUUUUAAUGGAGACUUCUGUUGUAGUUUACGAAUGUUAAUUUGGCUCUCGUGACAAUAUUGGCAUAUUCCGAGUAAACACUGUAAUACAAGUAGACAUUAUUAAUUGUGUCAAAAAGAUUAAUGUAGCUAAAACAUCUUAGCUGGGUAGUUACUGUUAUCUUUCAUUUGAUGUAUAUUUCUUAGAAUUUGCCUAAUAGAUGCUAUUGAUGAAGAGAUCAUACUUAGAGUAAGUUGACUAUAAGUUUUAAGGUUGCAUUUUUCUUUUCUCUAGAGAGAUUUAAUUUUAAGAUUUUGCACUAAUUACUCCAUAGAAAUGUGAACAUGCUUUGAGUGUACUUUGAGUCUGGCAUCUCAGGAACGGCUCAUACGUUUGGGAAUAGAUGCUGUUGCAGAGAGAGAGAAAGAGAAAAAGAUAAAGAGAGAGAUUAGAACAAAGAGUGAAGCUUCAUGGUCUGCUUGCUGUGUAAUUCGACUUGUCUCACUUGAAAGAUUCUGUGAGCUGUCUGCAACAAGGAUUCCUGGAGCAACCCUAACGAUAGCCCUGGUUGGCUGUGUGUCUUCCGCAAAUCGGUGUCUACCUUGAGUGUCCGUUUCAGGCAACGCCACUCCUCCUCUGCCAAUAGUAGUGCAUGAUGUGGCUGGUUCACGAAGCACCACUGAUUGACUGCCACUGACUGCUUUCUCUGCCUGGUUGGACGCCGACCAAACGGGCCCUGUUCUCUGCUGUGUUCCCUUGCUCUUGAUGUGUUUCUCUGAGAUCUGUUACUUCUUGUAUAUGAAUAUAUAUAUUCGAUGUGGUGUUUGCAAAUGCCUUUGGUGUCAUCAGGACUGAGUGUGGUUCUUUUGGGAAAAAAGGCAGCCUUAUUUAUUCAUUCUUGAUGGUAUUUAUAUAAUAUACACGUCAUUUACUUCUUCGUAUCACUACUAAAUAGACCUAGAUUAGUAGUGUGAAACUACACUGCCAUCAUUACAAUCAUCCAUCAUAAUGACCUAGCUCCUGCGAUACUUACACUGCCAGCUUUACCUUCAAAGUGUCUACUUUGUUUCCCCCAAUCACUGUCAUUCUCUGAAUCGGUCGCGGUCCUGUGACCCCAAUUGAUCCAUGAAACCCUAAAGGGAUAUGCCCUAAUUUGUACCAUUUCACACGAAGGUCUUUAUUGGUCCAAUGCACUGCUCCUUUGCCACUGCGUCCAGACAGCUAUGUAGCUCUUGGUGAAAGUAUGGCCCACUUCGAGGUCUCUGAUCUAAGGAGACUUUUACAGCAUAAGAAGUGGACCUAAACAUUAUGUUUCUCCUGAAUGCUAUUGUUGAUGCUCCUCAUUCCCACCGUAUCUAUGCAUUUUUUAAAUAGGAAGGAAGAAUAAUUAUUGUCUUAUCAUCUCUCUGUGUAUCGACUUACGUGAUGCUAAGGUUUUGUUUGGGUAUGUGCCUCUUUUGGCUCAAUCAUUAGUAUAUUUUUUUCCUACUCGUUGAUGGUGCCAUAUGAAUUUUUUUCUUUUCUUAAAUGUUUUAUUUCAUAGGUUAGCUUUAUAUGUCUUGUUUCUGUAUCUUCUUUGUUUAUAUACAUAUAUAAGCUUUCAUGACCACACCAUGGACUAUCUGAACUUUUACUGAUAAGGGAAUUAACUUUUCACCAGGACUGUACAUUGCAAGAUUUUUUUGAUUUUUUCUUAAGUAAGUUAUUGAUUUAGGCAACAACACAUUAGUACAAAAUGUGAAUCAAUAUUUUAAAAAUUAUAAUGCGAGUGUUUUGCAGCGCUCUUCCCUAAUUGCAAUGACUGUUCUUUAAGGUUGUAUACUUGAGUGGUCAUCAAAGGCAGAUCUGAAAUCUUUAAUAUAUAUAUGCAUACAUAUAUAUAUUAUAAACUGUCAUUCAGGUCAAUUUUAGUUGUAUGUGUUUAAUAUCUAAUGGUUGUUCUUUAAUAUUUUUUUUUAAUAUGAUUAUAUUUUUCCAAUAGUUCAUUUGCAAUUCGAAACACCAAUAUGUUAUGUGUUUGUUUCAGUUAAUGGAUAUUUAUAACAGGGCAUAGAAGAGCAGGCUUUGAUUUUAAGAAGAUAGGUAUACCGUGACUGUGUUAUAUUCACGCAUAUGCACCUUGCACUCAUGCAUUCAACACUUGCGUGCGUAACAUGCUGUACACACGAAGUGUUAUUGACAAGUAAAAUGUAUUGAACUCUAACUAAUCAUGUGCUAAAAAGUAAAAAAAUUAUAACCGUAGAGAAUAUAAAUGAUAAAUUAGAUUUAAAAACACCACAGGUUAUAGCACUUGACAUAAAUAUCCCAAAAAGAUAACGAGAACGAGAUUGGCCGUGCAUGACCAUUCCAAUUUCAAUGACAUUUUACUCGAUUGUAGCUUUGUGUUUUUUCUUUCAUUUUUUAGUUGUUACUUUGCUGUAUAUAUUGUAUAUAUGUGUACAUAUGUUAUACUGUUAGUUACAUGUAAUUUCCAGUGUUAAUCUAGUCAGUAUCUUUUUUUCAUGAUUUUUUGUAUUUUUUGAAUUUCGUUUUUUUUUAUUUUUUAAUGGUGAUGGCAUACUCUUUCUCUCUCUCUGUUUUUGUGCAUUUCUUUCAAUUUCUGAUAGCCUGCUUUGAAGAAAAAGUAUAUGAGAUGUUGUUAGGAAUACACACAAUCCCAUAUUUUGUGAAAGGUUGAAAAUAUCAUUGAGAAUCUUUUUCCUGCACACAGCUAAAUGAGUAAUGUAGAAAGGUGAAUGUAUAACUACAUAUGAUAAAAAAAAAAAAAAGUAGCACAAAAAUAGAAAAAAAGCAAUUUAUAUUUCCUAAAAUGAGAAUCGUAAGAUUUCGAAAAUGCUCAUAUUUUGUAAUUUUGUACGUUGGGAAAAGAUAUAUAUAUUUGUAAUAACCAUAUGCCGAAAAAAAAGGAUUAUUAUGCGCUGAUAUUAAUGGAAAUAUGUGGCAUACAUCUUUCCAAUAUGCAAUACAAUAUAUGACCUAUACUUCUUGUUUGUAGAUUUAUUGUAUUUUAUUUUUUGUUUUCCAUCAAAUCUGUAUUUCUUUCGUCUUUGUAAUAAUGCAUGAAUCUCCUUUCGAAAUACUCAAAUAGUUGUCCCAAACAAGAAGUAUGGCGUCGCGAAAAUGCUAGGAUAAAAUUUGCGGUUUUGUGAGUCCAUGUCGCUUAAACUUUUAUUGUUACUAACGGGAUAUGAUGGCUGAUGAUGUUCUCUGCCUUGUCUCCUUUUUAUUUUUUUCUAAUGAUUUGUAACUUAUUCAAUAAAGUGAUUUUCUAAGACUGGUGCCACCA